CUUAAAAGAGUCAUUUAAGGAUUUUGGCUGGAAAAUUAAAUAUAUAAAUAUGAUUUUAAACCAGAUUUACUAUGAAUUUAGAAAAAGUAUACAUACUGACUCCAUGAUGUACCAUACUUAAAAUUAUUUUGAAAGUUCAGUAUUAUUUUAUUGCAAGAUUAAAUCAAAUUAUAAUAGUAUUUAGUUUUUGUAUCUAUUCAAUGAGCCUUAAAGCAUUGUAACAGUUCUCCUGGGCUAAUAACAAAUUUUAAUUCAAUGUAUUUGAUUCUCUAUAAAGACAAAAAUUCUGUUUUUAUUACAUGCAAUUCUUAGUGGUUAAGCUUCUACAAGAUGAGUUAUAUUUUUAUAAUUAUAGAUAUUGAUUAGGAACAAAAAAAAUCAUAAAUCAAUAGGGCAGUGCACAAUUUGUUUCCUACAUGAGAAGAGCUAUUUAUAAAUUUACCAAUAUUAGCAGUUAUUAUUCUUAACACAAUACAUUAGAUGAUUAGUCCUCAUGUUACACAUGACACUGAGUGACAUUACAAUCGACUAGUCACCAAAGUGUAUUGAGGACACACACUACUUGACUACAACGUUGUGACCUAAGGAUAAUUCCCAACGCGUUUUCUUCAUCACAAUCACUACUAUGUUCCAAACCCCCACCGGUUCCCUGGAAACCACAUUCCAGUACCUCAGUCUGUGCGGCGUCUGUCCGAACACUCUCCGAGAUGACACCAUUCCUUGGACUAGAAAACUGUCCACCGCCAUCAUGGCCAUUUUCCCUGCCCACUACUUUGUCGAAAUGAUGUCCAUAGCCUACGAGAACUUGAAAGACAUAUCCACUUUCGUCACAAUCGUCGGGGCCAUUUUUGAAUGGACCAAUUUCGUCGUUGCGAUUCUGACGCCCCUGUACAAUGCCUCGUCACUCGUCAAGUUCUUCAAGAUCGUGGAGGACGCCCACCAGAGCAUCGCAUCUCUUGACAUCGCGCAAACGGUCGUGCCGAGCCACAAAGUCCAGCGUUACUACGUCUACGGCUGCUGUGUUAUCCCAGGACUGAUCACUAUGGCGGUGUACGCCCCCUACUACACUUUCUACACCGCUUUCACCAGCACUGCAAUGGUUGUCGCCACUGCUGCCACUCUCGUCAAACUCAAGCUGAUGCUGCUCCUGCUCGACAACAAGUUUGAGAUCCUCAACGACCACUUCAAGCAGGUGAGCGACCAAACCAUAGGAACCGCACAGGAUGACAAGCUCAAUGUCGACGACUUCAUAUCCAGGCUCCACCGCACCAAAUACAUCGUACCCAAGGAGAAGACUCUGAUCUCUGGUAUGACCGUAGACAAGAUUCACAAGUUCAACAGGUCCCACUUCCUGCUGUGCGACGCCCACAUGGUCAUCAACUCCAUGUUCUCCCAGGUCGGCCUCAUCAUGACACUCACCGUCAGCUACGUGUUCCUCAAGGCCUUCAUGAUCCCUGAGCACCUCAUGUACGGCUUUGGUUCCUACCACCUCUAUGCCUGUGCCUUUUUCACCAUGUACCUCUUCAUCUCUGUCCUUACAUCGGCAACUAACGUCAAAAACAAUGCUGACAAGACUGGCUACAUGAUCCAUGAACUGCUCACUGAAGAACUGCCUGCGGAUGUCGAUGAAGAGUUACAGCUUUUCUCCCACACCUUGAUCCAUCGGAAGAUUGGACUCUCUGCUGAAGGAUUCUUCAACAUAGACCUUAAGCUGGUUACGAAGAUGGUGUGCACCUUGGCUCCGCUCACGCUGAUCAUGGUCCAGCGCAAGAACAGAGCAAUCAGAGCUAUGGCAGGACAGGUGUGAGCCGUGACACAUCACGCAAGUUGGCACCACUUGUGCAGCUUACAUUACACGUUGUGUUCUCGUUAAAUAUGAAAGGUUUACAGCACUUAGUUAUAGAAAUGUCAUUACAACUUACACUUACUCAUUUUAAAUGAAGUUAUUUAAUACUGUUUUAUGUGCUACUAGUUUACUCAGAUACCAUAACCUAAAAGUACUUUUAUGUAAUAACUCAAUUCAGAAACAUUUCAAUUUUUUUUCUUAGAAGAGUAUUUUGAAGAGCCUCAUAGUCAUAUAAAACACUAGAAAAAUACUUACUCAAAUAAUUUUAACACAUAUUAUUUUAAACUACAGAGUAUAUGUAAACAUUCUCAUACAUUUCAGGUUAUGGCAGCUAUUUAAAUACGCAGCAGAGUAUUCAGAAACUUAUUUGAAGGGGAGAAUGGUUCAGGGGGAAAAGUGGAUGGAUAUUAUUAUUAAAAAUAAUGAGCAUAUAUAUACAGAGUGUUCAAAAAAAGGGUGUCACAAACUUCUGUGGCUGAUAGUACUCAUCAUUCCAAACAAAAUAAUGUCCCAUAUACAUAGUUUGAGAAAUGUGUAUUUUAGCCGCUAGCCACCAUUUUAUAUUUUAUAUUAAAAAAUAAUACCUUUAGAACUAGUAAAGCUAGAUAUACCAAACUUAGCAAUAGGUAAUAAUUAAUAAAAGGAAUCUUUGAAAAAUUGUUGGUGUUAUUUACUUUUAUACAAAAUAAUGUCUGUUGUUUUAAAGUCAAAUAACAAAAAAACCAGUAGAGUUAUAAAAAAUGUACAAACAGUACUUUGCUCAAUGAAAUCUGUCAACGCAUAAGUGAGCACGAUCACUUUUCAUGUAUGCUUGCCAAGUGUUGCAAUGACUUUGUCAGUUGAAGGGUAUCAGCUGUUUUGCAUCAGUUAUAAAGAAUUUACAAAAUGCUAACUAUUUUGCAAUAUUUAUAACAACUCCAAUGAUACUUUUUUCAACGAAAUCCGUCAAAGAAUAAGGGAGCACAAACACUUUAAAAGUACGCUUGCACAAGCCGGGAGCAACAAACAUCUAACAGUUGAGGGGUACCAGCUGAUUGUAAAGCAUGGCGCACACUGUAGACGCGCCGCGCCGCGCCGAACCGCGCCGCCUUUUGGAAAUAAUUCCAGCUUAAUAGUUUGCAUGUGUUCAAAUGGGAGUGCGCACACUAGAGCGCGCCGCG
Molecule: messenger RNA, 3006 nt
Organism: Homalodisca vitripennis (glassy-winged sharpshooter)
Lineage: Eukaryota; Metazoa; Arthropoda; Insecta; Hemiptera; Cicadellidae
Exons: 4
Coding region: 626-1807 (393 amino acids)
Biological process (GO): sensory perception of taste
Cellular component (GO): neuronal cell body; dendrite; axon
Source: RefSeq, a predicted model, not a curated record